GCGGAGCCGCGGAAGGCGAGAGGCAGCCUGGGAAGUAGCGCCAUAUUGGCGGUGGCCGCGCUGUAUUGUCAUAAAUAGAGCCGGUUUUGUGGUGUUUUCACUACUCGGUUGAAUGCCUCGGCUGUAGAGAGUGGGGAAGUGAGCGAGCUACAAGCGAGCGAAGGGAAUUGGACAGAGGAAGGAAGAGAGGGCAAGAACAGGACCCCAAAGCGAAAGACACUCGCUGGAGAGAGACGCAGGAAGCGAUGAAAGAGAUGUCUGCGUAAGUGGGGGCGGCGGUUGAGGGCGAGGUGGAGAGAGGUGCGCUGAGGUGGGCAGCCCCGGCUUCCAGCCCCUGCGCCUGGCACCCUGCGCAGCCGGCCGGGACCUCUGCUUUCCGCUGCCCUCCACUCCGCAAGGGCAUCUCCCCUACCCGGGACUCACCUGGCCGCCCGGCGGGGAUUCGGGAGUCGCCGUCAGCCCCCCGCCGCCCGCCUCUGAGGACGCCCCCAGACCAGGAUGAGGGGGAAAGGCGCGUGUGGCUGAGGAGAAAAAACGAAACACUAUGCUGGACAGCCAGCGUCAACAGAAGCAUUAUGGAAUUACCUCUCCAAUUAGUUUGGCAUGUCCUAAAGAAAUUGAUCAUAUUUAUACACAGAAGUUAAUUGAUGCCAUGAAGCCAUUUGGAGUAUUUGAAGAUGAGGAAGAAUUGAACCACAGGCUGGUUGUUCUUGGUAAAUUGAACAAUUUAGUAAAAGAAUGGAUUUCUGACAUCAGUGAAAGUAAGAAUCUCCCACCUUCUGUUGUGGCUACUGUUGGUGGUAAAAUUUUCACAUUUGGAUCUUACAGGCUUGGAGUACACACCAAAGGAGCUGAUAUUGAUGCACUUUGUGUUGCCCCAAGACAUGUAGAGAGAUCAGAUUUUUUUCAGUCCUUUUUUGAAAAAUUGAAACAUCAAGAUGGCAUUAGAAACUUAAGAGCUGUAGAAGAUGCUUUUGUACCUGUUAUAAAAUUUGAAUUUGAUGGUAUUGAAAUUGAUCUAGUCUUUGCAAGACUGGCAAUACAAACCAUAUCAGAUAAUUUAGACCUAAGAGAUGACUCUCGCCUGAGAAGCCUUGAUAUACGGUGCAUUAGAAGUUUAAAUGGAUGUAGAGUUACUGAUGAAAUUUUGCACUUAGUGCCAAAUAAAGAAACUUUUAGACUCACCCUAAGAGCAGUCAAAUUAUGGGCAAAGCGCCGUGGUAUUUAUUCCAAUAUGCUGGGAUUCCUUGGUGGUGUCUCCUGGGCAAUGCUAGUUGCCAGAACUUGCCAACUGUACCCAAAUGCAGCAGCUUCAACUUUAGUUCACAAGUUUUUUUUAGUUUUUUCCAAAUGGGAAUGGCCAAAUCCUGUGCUGUUGAAGCAACCAGAAGAAAGCAACUUGAACUUGCCUGUCUGGGAUCCUCGGGUAAAUCCGUCAGACAGGUAUCAUCUUAUGCCAAUAAUUACCCCUGCCUACCCACAACAGAAUUCUACAUAUAAUGUGUCUACAUCAACUCGAACAGUAAUGGUAGAAGAAUUUAAACAAGGUCUUGCAGUUACAGAUGAAAUUCUUCAAGGGAAAUCAGAUUGGUCCAAACUAUUAGAGCCACCAAAUUUCUUUCAAAAAUACAGACAUUAUAUAGUACUGACUGCCAGUGCAUCAACAGAAGAGAACCAUCUAGAAUGGGUUGGAUUAGUAGAAUCUAAAAUCCGUGUACUUGUUGGAAACUUGGAACGGAAUGAAUUUAUUACUCUUGCCCAUGUGAAUCCCCAGUCAUUCCCAGGAAAUAAAGAACAUCAUAAAGCCAACAAUUACGUAUCAAUGUGGUUCCUUGGGAUAAUUUUUCGGAGAGUAGAAAAUGCAGAAAGUGUUAACAUAGACUUGACAUAUGAUAUCCAGUCAUUUACUGAUACAGUGUACAGGCAGGCAAACAAUAUAAAUAUGCUGAAGGAUGGGAUGAAAAUUGAAGCAACUCAUGUAAAGAAAAAGCAGCUUCAUCAUUACCUACCAGCAGAGAUUCUUCAAAAGAAGAAAAAGAGUCUUUCUGAUGUAAGUCGGAGUUCAGGGGGCCUUCAGUCCAAAAGAUCAUCUCUGGAUAGCACUUGUCUGGAUAGCUCCAGAGACACUGACAGUGGAACACCUUUUAACUCUCCGGUGUCUGCAAAUAAGCCUUCCAACCCAGACAGCCCCACAGGAGAAAUAGAAAGGAGUAGUGCUGAGCCUGUGGCUGUGGUUGUGGAGAAGCUGCCAAGUGUCCCCCCAGCUCAGGGGCUGUCCAUUCCAGUCAUUGGUGCAAAGGUUGACCCUACAGCAAAAGCUGUAUCCUCCCCAGCUGUGUGCACCAUUCCUACUGUAGUAGGACGGAAUGUUAUUCCUAGAAUCACAACACCCCACAACCCUGUCCAGGGACAACCACAUCUAAAUGGGAUAUCAAAUAUUACUAAGAAUGUUACACCCAAAAGAUCCCAUUCGCCACCUACAGAUGGGACUUCUAAGAGGCUGAAAGACAUAGAAAAGUUCAUUCGACUUGAGUCAGCAUUUAAGGAGUCCCGGGCUGCCGAGGAUCGGAAAAGAAAACCAAUGGAUUCGAUUGGUGGAGAAUCUAUGCCUAUUCCAACUAUUGAUACGGCACGCAAAAAGAGACUACCCAGUAAAGAACUCCCAGAUUCAUCAUCUCCAGUUCCAGCAAACAACAUCCGUGUCAUCAAAAACUCGAUCCGCCUGACCCUUAAUCGGUAAUAGCAGUGCCUCUUCACUUAGGUGAGCAUGCGUCAUGCAGUGCAUCGAUGGCAGCCAGUCUUCAAAGUAGAACCAGCUGCCAUACAGAUAGGUGACAGGGACAGUCGUCAGCCUAAUGACCUAGGAGUGGUUUUUGAACUCUCACACUGGAACCCUGAGAUGACGUAGCAGUCUCUCACUGGUUGCCGAGUCCACUCUGAGGAUACCUGCCAGUAAAUGUCACCUACAGUGUUAUGGCUUUGCAUUUUGAGGUUUUACUGCCUUAACUUUGGAUGUUUGUUGUUUCUCUGUUAUGGGAACCAGUUCUUGGUCACUUGGACUCUGAUAAAAACAAGUCCUGAACUGUUUUGUUUGGUUUUUUUUUUUUUUGUUUUUUGUUUUUAGUGUUAUGUUGUAAUCAUUGUAUAGAGCUGAAAAAGUUAAAAAACAAACAAAAAAAAGCCCUUCUCUUGUAAUUUUCCAAAUGUUUAUGUGUUUACUUUAGCAUUGAAGCCACUUUGUGAAACCUGAGAUUAAUGAAUGUGAGAUAUCUUUUCUGCUUCCUUCAUUUGUGUAGAUAUCUAUUUUGUUUAUUUAAAUUAUUUUUUCCAAACUGGCACAUGAAUAUUUAAACUAUUUUUUGUGCUUUUGUCCAAAUGUUGCGUAGUUACCAAGGAGGAUUAGUCCAGUGACUGACUACACAAGAGUUGGGCACCAUAAAUGUUUUGCCUCCCAUGGAGGCCUUCAAAAUGCAUCUUUAUUAAAAAUCAAACUAUAACCAGGAUACUGAAAGUCAGUAUAUGAAUGGUGAAAUUGUUACAUAUCUUACUAUCUCAUGGCAUUCUUGUUAGCUGAUUGGUAUUUUUUACAGAGGAAGAAUUCAUUCUGCCAUCAAUGAUAAGAUCCCUUUAAGUAUAGCAGACUUGUAUUUUUGAAGUAUAAAAGUAACUCAGCAUGGUAAUUGCUCACCAUAACUCCCCACAGUCGCCAACAGUUUCUUCAUGGAUUAGGCAUGCAGAAAUAAGCAGUGGAUUUUAUUGAAACCUCAAGGCAUUUCUGAAUGACAUUGUUACCAACCAUUAAUUGGCUCAGGACCUUUGUAGUUUUUAUUUAACUAUAUGAGUUGUCUUUUUUUACACUGCUUUUUUCAGUGCAUUUCUUAAUAUUUUUUAAGUUUCAUGAAUGCAUGCUCAGUUUAUGAAAAAUCCACAACCAUGUAAUUCUUGUAAUCUGUUGACUCCGUGUUUUGUAAAUGAAGCCGUAUGUAUUUUCAGAGUAUUUUUGUAUGUACUGUAAGAUAUCAUCUUUUCAAAGAGAAACUUUAAAACCUUUACUGUCUGUCUUUAAUUUUUUAAAUACACCUAAUUAAUAUAUUUAAAAUGGAACGCGGAUGCAUAGCCAGGAAUGCUGUGCAUGCCACCUUCAGCUUUCACUCAGUGCUCAUCAGGUGCAGAGGUGGGGGGUGGGGGUAGGGGGAUGUACACUGAAGCUAGAGUUAGUGGAGCAAUAGCAAACCAUUUUCACUUGCAAACCUUUACCACCCAUAUUAAAUUCCUAAGUUUUGAUUGUCAGAGUUCUGUAUCUUCCCUCUCCUGAUCUGUGGGUGUCUGAAAGGCAGGUUAUAGUGUUUAAUAUAUACAAAAGAAAAAUGGAAAAAAUUUGCUGAAAGCAGAUGGCAAGAGCUGAAAAAGAAGGGCUGUCCUGCUACCUACAUUCUCUAUCAAAGGCCACGGGGAGUCUCAGCUUCCUUGGCAAAGCUAAAUGUUUGGGAUUUGUUCUUCAGAUACUCUAGAGUGUGAAGCUGAAGAUUAUGAGAGGACUGUCACCUGACUGUGAACCUACGAAGAUGACUUGGUGUGGGGCCUGACUAAAUCUUAGGUCUGAGAAAGAAGCCUAUGGCACUAUGGUAGCUUUGUUCUUACACCAAGAGUCCAUUCACCAUGGUUAGUAGUGCAGCACCAGAAUCUACAAAGAGGGACUUACUUCAUCAGCUAGUCUGGCAGCUGAGGAAUUAGAUGGGUCUGAUAUGGUGGGCUAUUCAGAAGUGAAAGCUUCCUUCCCUGACUGGUAAGGGAGACUUCGUACAUUUCAUUACGAUUGUAGGGGGUGUCUGGAACGGUUCCAAGUAAGUAAAAAGGUGUGGGAUUUAGUUGUGUUUGCUGGCUGUUUUCACGUGCAUAGCUGUAGCUAGAAAUGUAUUCUAUAAAACCAAAUAACCUGCAGCUCUUAGACAAAUGUUCGUUUUCCUAAGGUACUGGACUUUAAUCUGCUCAUUUUUCAGAGACUGUUCUGGAGACUAACACAGGAAAACAUACCCGGAAGCUUCCGCUUUUGAGAAUUGAACCAAUUUGAGGUAGAGAGUACUUGGUUUAACAUCUUAUAAAACUGGAAGAAUUAAUUUUUAAAGUUUACUGAUGCUUAAAAUAAGUCUAAUUUUGUCUGAAGACUGCCAUUCAGUUAGUAAAAGGCUUACUAAUUUUGCAAUUAAGUGAAAAUGGACAGUGUCUAACUAACAGGCCAAUUUUUUUUUCCACAGCAUCCCCCAAAAUCUCACCUUGUAACCUUGCUGGCUUAGAUCAUGCUGGCUUACAGCUUUGGGUGAGCCUCCUUCCUCAGCACCUGGCUUGUCUCUUGGUUUUGAAAGGGGAAUUUCUGGCUUGAGGGUCAUGAGUACCUGACAAUCCUUUGGAAUUGUGUAUAAGGUUUCGUGCAUUUUUCCAGUCAAAGGAAGUUAGCUUUCAUCGGUUUCUCAGACUAGUCCAUGCCCUCAAAAAGGAGGCUGAGGAUUGAAACCAUCAAGAUUGAACAGUGCUAGAAUAUUUAUAAUUUACUCAUUUGAUUUUGCUGCAGUAGAUUUCUAAAUGGAAGGUGGCUCUUUAACAAGGUAGGUUAUGAUGGCCUCAGAAAUACUGUAUUCAUUGGGUUCUUUAUAAACCCUGGGUGAAGCUUAGCGAGGUUGCUAUUUAGGAAACUGUACUAUCAGCUUUCCUUUGCUAACUUAGACUCAUUAGCAAGGUCACUCAGAAUAGAGUAGCUUAGAAUGAGCCUCAAAGAUGAUAGAAAAAUAAAGAUCAGAACCCUUUAAGCUCCAUGCAUUCAAGCUCUCACUUGCUCCUCCAAGUUUGUUGUUCAGGCCAGAACAUACUAAACUUACCAAUAAAUAUAAAUGCUAUAGUUUUUUUACAUAUAUAUUUUGUAUAAACAAAUUUAUGUUUAAAUCAGUAACUACCUAGUAAAUCAUACAAAGCUUGGGAUUUGUGCAGAUGGUUGAAGGAAAUCAGUCUCACUAAUGACAACUGUUCCUUAGGACUUUCUAAGGGAAUUUUAUAAGGUCCUUUCCAAGUUUUCUGUUUUGGAAACAAUCUAAUAAUUUUGUAUUUGAAUUUAAUUGAACACAAGAUUAUCAAAUUUGUUAAAAUGUUUUAAAGACUUAUUUUUGAUUAUGUGAUUGUGGGUGUGUAAUGUGAGUGCAGUGCCCACAGAGGCCAGAAAAGGAUACCUGAAGAACCCCUGAAGCUGAAGUCAUAGCUGUUGUAAGCUGCUCAACAUGGGUGCUGGGAACCAAACUUAGGUCCUCUGGAAGAGCAGUCAGAAUUCUUCACUGCUGAGUCAUCUCUCUAGCCUCUAAAUGUGUUAAAAUUUUAACCUGACUUUUGAAAAGACCCAUAUAGAAUAUCUUUGAUGGCCAUGGUGCUGCAUCACACCACAGUGUUUGUACAGUGGCUGCAGCUGGAUAGUUGUGUGGUACUUGUUAGUUUUGUCUUAUUUUAUAAUUGUAUACAUGAGCUUCAUUUGUCUGGAAUAAGUAAUCUAAUAAACGUUCUUUGAUAAAUA
Molecule: messenger RNA, 6553 nt
Organism: Mus musculus (house mouse)
Lineage: Eukaryota; Metazoa; Chordata; Mammalia; Rodentia; Muridae
Gene: Papolg
Product: poly(A) polymerase gamma
Exons: 22
Coding region: 545-2740 (731 amino acids)
Biological process (GO): RNA 3'-end processing
Cellular component (GO): nucleoplasm; nucleus; nuclear body
Molecular function (GO): RNA binding; metal ion binding; poly(A) RNA polymerase activity
Source: RefSeq, a predicted model, not a curated record